Perkinsus marinus ATCC 50983 is the source of this 588-nucleotide messenger RNA. RefSeq names its product udp-glucose glycoprotein:glucosyltransferase, putative. The transcript has 2 exons. Gene Ontology annotation, molecular function: UDP-glucose:glycoprotein glucosyltransferase activity. NCBI's taxonomy places the organism in Eukaryota, Perkinsozoa, Perkinsida, Perkinsidae. The record is from RefSeq and is a predicted model, not a curated record. Gene Ontology annotation, cellular component: endoplasmic reticulum. The coding region runs from base 1 to 588 and encodes 195 amino acids.
AUGAGAAGAGAAAGCCGUCACAGGGCCCCCACCCCAAGAUCAGAAUGCUCGGUUUGCCUACACCAAGUGGUGAGAGCUGAUGUGAGAGAAUUAUGGGAUAUGGACUUGGACGGCAAGGUGUAUGGCUUCACACCGAUGGGAGAGACACACCCGUCCACUGAAGGGUUCAGGUUUUGGAAGCUGGGCUACUGGAAGAACCACUUGAAUGGCCGCCCAUACCAUAUUUCGGCACUUUUCGUGGUUGAUUUGGCUAAGUUCAGGCAGACUGGCGCAGGGGACACUCUGAGGGCUGUCUACAAUCAGCUGUCGCAAGACCCGGGAUCGCUGGCUAAUCUGGAUCAAGAUCUGCCCAACUAUGCUCAGCAUCAGAUUCCGAUACACUCUUUGCCGGCCGACUGGUUAUGGUGUGAGACUUGGUGUGGCGAGGAGGGGAAGGAGACGGCGAAGACUAUCGACUUGUGCCAAAAUCCCCUCACGAAAGAGCCCAAAACUGAUAUGGCUCGUCGAAUAAUUCCGGAGUGGUCGCAGUACUGGCGACAGGUUCAAGAGUUGAUCGCGAAGGUGAAGAGCGAAGGCGCUGAAGAGUAG